UUACAAAAUUGUCCAUGAUUGAUGAUUUUUCUUAGUAGGAUGUUCUCUUUUGUUUUAUAUAUCUUUUCUGAUUUGGUUUACUGUUUUAUAGUUGCUGGCAAGGAUUUUGAAGGAGACAAAGAAUUUUAUAGCAAUGAAGAAUGGCAAGAAAGAGUAGAGAAAUGGAAAGUAAGGCAAGAGAAGAAAGGUUUGCUAAACAAAGAGGAAGAAAAAGAACAAGUUGAAGAUGAUGAUUACCUUUUGGCGGAAGCGAGGCAACCACUAUGGCGCAAGGUUCCAAUAGCUUCAAGCCUAAUCAACCCAUAUCGCAUAGUGAUUGUGAUGAGGCUGGUGAUCCUAGCAUUCUUUUUCAGAUUUCGGAUCUUAACUCCGGCCUAUGAUGCAUAUCCCUUGUGGCUUAUCUCUGUGAUAUGUGAGAUAUGGUUUGCAAUGUCAUGGAUCCUUGAUCAGUUCCCAAAGUGGUUCCCAAUCACACGCGAGACUUACUUGGACCGGUUGUCCAUAAGGUUCGAGCGGGAAGGGGAGCCAAACCAACUGUGCCCUGUUGAUGUGUUUGUGAGUACUGUGGAUCCUCUGAAGGAGCCACCAAUCAUAACAGCAAACACUGUUCUUUCAAUCCUCUCUGUUGACUAUCCUGUUGAGAAGGUGUGCUGCUAUGUCUCGGACGAUGGUGCUUCCAUGCUCCUCUUUGAUUCGUUGGCCGAAACUGCCGAGUUUGCAAGAAGAUGGGUUCCAUUCUGCAAAAAGUAUAAGAUCGAGCCAAGGGCUCCUGAGUUCUAUUUCUCUGAGAAGAUUGAUUACUUGAAGGACAAGGUUCAGCCUACAUUCGUUAAGGAGCGAAGAGCCAUGAAGAGAGAAUAUGAAGAAUUCAAAGUGAAAAUCAAUGCCUUGGUGGCAAAGGCUCAGAAGAAACCAGAAGAUGGAUGGGUGAUGCAAGAUGGAACUCCAUGGCCGGGAAACAACACUCGCGAUCAUCCGGGAAUGAUUCAGGUAUAUUUGGGUAGUGCUGGUGCACUAGACGUGGAAGGCAAGGAACUGCCACGACUCGUGUAUAUUUCGCGUGAGAAACGGCCUGGCUAUCCACACCACAAGAAAGCUGGUGCCAUGAAUGCUUUGGUUCGAGUUUCUGCUGUUCUUACAAAUGCACCUUUCAUGCUGAAUCUGGAUUGUGAUCACUACAUCAAUAAUAGCAAGGCUUUAAGAGAGGCUAUGUGCUUCUUAAUGGACCCCCAGCUUGGGAAGAAGCUCUGUUAUGUCCAAUUUCCACAAAGAUUCGAUGGUAUUGAUCGCCAUGAUAGAUAUGCUAAUCGAAACACUGUGUUCUUUGAUAUCAAUAUGAAAGGACUAGAUGGGAUUCAAGGUCCGGUUUAUGUUGGUACUGGAACUGUGUUCAACAGGCAAGCAUUGUACGGCUAUGAUCCACCGGUAUCCGAGAAGAGGCCCAAGAUGACUUGUGACUGUUGGCCAUCAUGGUGUUGCUUUUGUUGCGGUGGUUCCAGGAAAUCCAAGUCAAAAAAGAAAUCAGGAGCAGGAAGUGGUCUCUUAGGUGCAUUAUACAACAACAAGAAGAAGAAAAUGAUGGGAAAAAAUUAUGUUAGAAAGGGUUCUGGCUCCAUGUUUGAUCUUGAAGAGAUUGAAGAAGGUCUUGAAGGCUAUGAGGAGCUAGAGAAGUCAUCUCUCAUGUCACAGAAAAACUUUGAGAAGCGAUUCGGGCAAUCGCCGGUUUUCAUUGCUUCCACUUUGAUGGAGAAUGGAGGACUACCUGAAGGCACCAAUUCUCAAGCAUUGGUUAAGGAGGCCAUUCAUGUUAUAAGCUGUGGCUAUGAAGAGAAGACUGAUUGGGGCAAAGAGAUUGGAUGGAUUUAUGGGUCAGUGACAGAAGAUAUUUUGACUGGAUUCAAGAUGCACUGUAGAGGAUGGAAAUCAGUGUAUUGCAUGCCAAAGAGGGCAGCUUUCAAGGGAUCUGCACCAAUAAAUCUAUCAGAUAGGUUGCACCAAGUUCUGAGGUGGGCUCUUGGUUCAGUUGAGAUUUGCCUAAGUCGCCAUUGUCCAUUAUGGUAUGGCUAUGGAGGAAAGUUGAAGUACCUAGAGAGGUUGGCUUACACUAACACCAUUGUUUAUCCAUUCACUUCCAUUCCUUUGCUUGCAUAUUGCACAAUACCAGCUGUUUGUCUCUUGACCGGGAAAUUCAUCAUCCCCACUCUGACCAACCUUGCUAGUGUAUGGUUCAUGGCCCUAUUUAUCUCCAUCAUCUUAACCGGUGUCCUCGAGCUCCGGUGGAGUGGCGUUACCAUAGAAGACUGGUGGCGAAACGAGCAAUUCUGGGUGAUCGGAGGCGUAUCGGCCCACCUUUUCGCCGUAUUCCAAGGACUUCUGAAAGUCCUUGCCGGAGUAGACACCAACUUCACUGUCACAGCAAAAGCAGCAGACGAUACAGAAUUCGGAGAGCUGUAUAUGUUCAAAUGGACAACACUUCUCAUCCCACCAACCACUCUCAUAAUCUUGAACAUUGUUGGAGUUGUAGCUGGUGUGUCUGAUGCAAUCAACAAUGGAUAUGGAUCAUGGGGUCCCUUGUUUGGGAAGCUAUUCUUUGCAUUUUGGGUCAUUGUUCACUUAUAUCCUUUCCUUAAAGGUCUCAUGGGGAAACAAAACAGAACUCCUACUAUUGUGGUUCUUUGGUCAAUUCUUUUGGCUUCUAUUUUCUCAUUGAUUUGGGUUAGGAUUGAUCCUUUCUUGCCAAAGCAAACAGGUCCAAUACUCAAACAAUGUGGUGUAGAAUGCUAAUAAUAAGGCUGCAUAUGUUUUCUUUUACUAGUGCUUCCAAAAGCCAUUUCAUGAGUAAUGCAUGGAACUUUUUGUAAUAAUAAUGUUUCUAUUUUGUUACUGAUUUUUUUUUGUUUGAAAUUCUGGGGAAGUGUUAUCUGUGUAUAUACUACUGUAUAGGGUUAUGCAUGGUUGGAAUAUGUACAAUUGAAUCUGUUGUUUCAGAGAUUGUCACUGAUAUGGAAAAAACUGAAGAUUUUUUCGGGUACUUAAUAAUUUCUAUCUAA
Arachis duranensis is the source of this 3050-nucleotide messenger RNA. RefSeq names its product cellulose synthase A catalytic subunit 4 [UDP-forming]. Gene Ontology annotation, cellular component: trans-Golgi network; plasma membrane. The transcript has 8 exons. Gene Ontology annotation, molecular function: cellulose synthase (UDP-forming) activity. Lineage: Eukaryota; Viridiplantae; Streptophyta; Magnoliopsida; Fabales; Fabaceae. Gene Ontology annotation, biological process: cellulose biosynthetic process; plant-type primary cell wall biogenesis. Bases 22 to 2784 code for a protein of 920 amino acids. The record is from RefSeq and is a predicted model, not a curated record.